Messenger RNA from Asparagus officinalis (garden asparagus), 1296 nucleotides. RefSeq names its product protein JINGUBANG-like. The coding region runs from base 148 to 1296 and encodes 382 amino acids. NCBI's taxonomy places the organism in Eukaryota, Viridiplantae, Streptophyta, Magnoliopsida, Asparagales, Asparagaceae. The record is from RefSeq and is a predicted model, not a curated record. The transcript has a single exon. Gene Ontology annotation, molecular function: protein binding.
CUCUGCUUCUCAGGUUCUCAAUGUUGCAUCACACUCUAUACCCCAUUUGACCAAAUGAUCCUGCUGUCCUUCACCUUUCUACAGCACAAUCAUGAGUUGUUUCUUAUAUAACAAACAAUACAAAAUCCCUCAAUUCCCCCACAACCUAUGUACUCUCCUCUAAAACAUACAAUGGAAACUACGUCUAUCUCAGCUCAACCAAGCCUCCCAUCCCUCCCCUCACUCAACAACACCCAUGAAUCUCCAACACAAGCCCUCUAUCAAUGCAUCACCACCCUCAGAGGGCAUUCCUCCUACAUCUCAGCCCUCGCAGUCGACGGAAACUCCCUCUACAGCGGAUCCGCUGACAGACAAAUCCGAAUAUGGACCCACACCGGACAUGAAUCGCGCUGCACGACAAUAACAUGCGAAAGCCCGAUAAAAUCACUGCUGAUCUCUAAAGACACAAUGUUCAGCUCACAUCAAGACCAUAAGAUCAGAGUAUGGCACAUAUAUACCAAGUACACUCAGCCCUGCAGGCUGCAGGCAGUCCUUCCAACCGCCAAAGAUCGCAUACUGAGCCUCCUGUCGCCGGGCAAGCAUGUACAGGUUCGUCGCCACAAGAAAUGCACCUGGGUGCAGCAUGUUGACGCAGUUUCUGCACUGGCUUUUUCUGACAACCGCACAAUACUCUACUCCGUCUCCUGGGACCGUUCCCUCAAAAUAUGGCAACUCUCAAGCAACAAGUGCAUCGAAUCGGUACCCAGAGCACAUGAUGAUGCGAUCAGCGCAGUUGUCAUAUCAAAGUUAGGGUUUAUAUAUACAGGCUCAGCGGAUACAACCAUCAGGGUAUGGAAAAUGCAAGAAGGUCAAAAGAAGCACAAGCUGGUCGAUACUCUACAGGGGCAUCGAUCAGCUGUAAAUGCGUUGGCGCUGAGUGUCGAGGAGUCUAUACUGUAUUCAGGUUCGUGUGACCGAUCAGUGGUGGUUUGGGGAGGAAGAGAUGGACAUAGAGAAGCCACAGGAGCUCUCAGAGGGCACACCGGAGCGGUGCUGUGUUUGUCGGUAAGCGGAGAUUUGGUAUGCAGCGGGUCGGCCGACCGAACGGUGAGGAUGUGGAGGAGAAGAGAAGAUAAAGGUGAGCAUUAUUGUUUAGGUGUGCUUCAAGGACAUGGAGGGCCUGUGAAGAGCCUGGCAAUGGUGACAAGCGAUGAAGAUUGUGGGGAUGAGUGUAGUUCGUGGUUGGUGUACAGUGGGAGCUUAGAUUGUGAUAUAAAAGUAUGGAAGAUUUUGGUUCCAUCUUCAGAGAGAGAAUAG